Monoraphidium neglectum is the source of this 885-nucleotide messenger RNA. RefSeq lists its product as hypothetical. NCBI's taxonomy places the organism in Eukaryota, Viridiplantae, Chlorophyta, Chlorophyceae, Sphaeropleales, Selenastraceae. The transcript has 4 exons. Bases 1 to 885 code for a protein of 294 amino acids. The record is from RefSeq and is a predicted model, not a curated record.
AUGUCUCGCCGCCGCGGCGAGGUCGACGACGCCGCCAUCGCCGCCGACGCGCGCGCCGCCCUGCUCACGCUCAAGGACAACGGUCUGCUGCGCGGCGCCCUGCUGCUGGCGCUGCAGCUGUGGGCGCACCAGGCGGCGCCCGCGGCGGCGGGCGCGGACCCGCUGGCGCUGACGGAGGGUGACGUCAUCAAGAGGGUGCUGCCGGCGCUGUCGUCGGCGCAGAUGCACCAGCUGCGCCACUUCCUGCUGCUGGUGCUGUCGGCCUCAGUGGCAGACCUGCGCAUCGUCGCGACCGCCUGCGGCUGGUCCCACAUGCGCGGCUGGUUCGUGGCUGCAGACGCGGCCGGCAGUGCCGCCGCCCCCGCCGCGGCCGGCGCUGCGACGAAGCCCGGCGGCAAGGGCGGGCGGGACGCGGGCGGCGGCGGCGGCGGCGGGAGGGCCGCGGACUACUCGCUGCAGCUGUCGGAGGAUUUCUACAGAGCGGCGUGCGAGCAGCGCUCCCACCCGCCCAUCACCCCCUGCUGCGCGAAGCACGCCGCCGCGCACCGGGAGCUGCUGCUGCUGGGCCGCCCCGUGCCCUACGACAAGGUCGCGGCGGCGGACGAGUCGCCAGAGGACGUCGUGUGCGGGCAGAGCGAGUGUGGCGCGGCUGUGGCCGACGUCUUCGCAGGCGUCAGCGACGAGCAGGUGGGCGUGGUGUUGCGCGGCGCACGCCAGGGCGCGGCCUCGGGCCGGACCGGACCGGGAGGACGCCCACGGGGGCCCGCGCGGCAGGGCGGGGCGGGGCGGGGCGCGCGCUGCUCCCGCCUCCCCUCCCGCCCGCCGCCGGCCGUUCUGUUGUGCCGGCCUUCCAAGUUCCGGGUUAAGCCUCACACGGCUGCCUGA